Messenger RNA from Colletotrichum higginsianum IMI 349063, 708 nucleotides. RefSeq names its product Phosphoribosylaminoimidazole-succinocarboxamide synthase. The transcript has a single exon. NCBI's taxonomy places the organism in Eukaryota, Fungi, Ascomycota, Sordariomycetes, Glomerellales, Glomerellaceae. The record is from RefSeq and is a predicted model, not a curated record. The coding region runs from base 1 to 708 and encodes 235 amino acids.
AUGGGUGGUUUGAUCACAUUCCAGCAGAAGCCCGCCUUCAUCGUCAGCACGCCAUCCUACUCCGUCCUGACAGCGGCGCUCAUCCUCCUCGGGACCGCUACGGUUGCCCACCUCGAAGCGAUCCUUCUGAACCUCUCCAGGAUGACACCCUUCAUUCUCUGUGCCCGCAAGCAAGGCGCAACGGCCGCAGAAACGAUACUCAGAAGCUACUAUCCCGCCCCGAGACUGCGUGACGCAUGGAAGACGAGAAGCUGGAUGUUGCUUUCCGCCUAUUUCAUCUACUAUCCGAGUUAUGCGGUGCUUGGUCUGAAGUCGGCUCUUUUGUACGAGAGUGCAAGUUCGGAUGAUCCGUAUCUUCACGUCAACGACUGGGCGUGUUACACGCUUUUGGUGUUCUACAGCAUCGCGCAACUGUAUCUCCUCGUCGUUGUAGCAUACCUCUGGAAACGCCCGACUGGUCUGCGAUGGGAUCCAGUCUCGAUAGCAGACAUUUUGGUCCUUUUCCGGCACUGCAACUUUGUGAACAACUUCGAGGGUUCAUCGAUUGCGGAUAGGCAGUCUAUGAUUCAAGAGCUGGGGGACACUCGUCUGCACCUCGGCUACUGGAGGAGAGAAAACGGCGACUUCUGGCAUGGCUUCGGCACCGAUGCAUCUGGUAAGCCUUUUGAUCCCUUUUCUUCUUGUGCCAAGAUUUCCUUCGAUAUAUAG